Molecule: messenger RNA, 8406 nt
Organism: Pristis pectinata (smalltooth sawfish)
Lineage: Eukaryota; Metazoa; Chordata; Chondrichthyes; Rhinopristiformes; Pristidae
Product: interferon-inducible GTPase 5-like
Exons: 2
Coding region: 46-1272 (408 amino acids)
Cellular component (GO): membrane
Molecular function (GO): GTP binding
Source: RefSeq, a predicted model, not a curated record
GAGGCAGAGGAAGUGAGCGGAGGCGAAGCUGAGGUUCUGAGAGCGAUGUCUGGUGUUCUGUCCAACCUGUGCUACAGCGACAAGGAUGUGAAGGAUCUGGCGGCUGCUUAUCUCCGUGAUGGUGUGAAGGGUCUUCAAUCGUUCAUCGAGAGCAAAUUCAAGCAGUUCGCCAACGUGCAGCUUCGGAUUGCCGUGAUGGGUGAAUCCGGGUCGGGCAAAUCUUCCCUGAUCAACGCACUGCGCGGGGUGGAUCGGGAUGAGGAAGGGGCUGCCCCAACCGAUUGCACGGAGACCACCACUGAAAUAACACCUUACCCCCACCCCACCCUCCCUAACGUUCACUACUAUGACUUCCCCGGACUGAACACACCCAAAUUCCCAGUGAAAAAGUUCAUGAAGGAGACCAACUUUUCCCAGUAUGAUUUCGGCAUCAUUGUGACCGGCUGUCGGUUCACGGAGAACGACCAGUUACUGGCCAAGGCGCUGGAGAAGGCGGGUAAACCCAUCUACCUGGUGCGCUCCAAGAUCGACGACACUGUCAGGGCGGAGAGCCACAGGAAGGGUUACAACCAGGAGGAGAUGUUGCAGCGUGUGAGGGAACAGUGCAUCUCCUCACUGAAGGCGGCAGCGAUAAAGGAACCUCGCGUUUUCCUCUAUUCCGCCUUUGACCUGGAUCAGUACGACUUCCCCAAGUUAAAGGAGACCGUGGUGUCCAAUCUCUCGGAGACACAGAAGAAUCUAUUCCUGGUGUCUCUCCCCAACACAUCCGAAGCUGCGAUAGACAGUAAACGCGAUGCUCUGCGGCGUUUCAUCCAGAUUGUGGCCGUCGUCUCGGGGGUUAUCGGUGCAAUUCCCGUGCCGGGUUUGUCCCUGGCCUGUGACCUGGCCCUCAUUGCAUCGGGUAUCCUGAUCAUACGGCAGACCCUGGGUCUGGACGACAGGUCUCUGGGCAAACUGGCCCAGAGAGUGGGGACAAGUGUGGCGGAGCUGCGGAGAGGUACCGAGCACGACUGGGUGUUCGGGGAGAUCACCCGGAAGCUGGUGAUACUGUUGCUGCAGAGAAGCACCGUGGCGGCGGCGCUGACAGUUGCCGAGCGCGUCCUCAACUUUGUCCCCAUUCUGCGCUCUCUCUUUAGGGCGACAACGUCCUUUGGGGUGACUCUCGUGAUGCUGAACAAUUCACUGGAUGAAAUGGUGGAAACAGCUAAAGUCGUCCUGAGAAAUGCCAAGGCAGCAGCUUCUGCAGCUCCUGGUAAAGGCGCAGGUUACUGAGGGCUGUAGACAGGGCGGCCCCUGUUACCCUGCCCCCCGGGACAUUCCUGUUCACCCCCGUCCCAAGGAAUAUCCGCAGUGCCCCUGUCCCGAGAAAAAUUCUUGUUAACCCUUUGUCCAAGGAUUAUCCCCGUUACGCCCUGUACAAAAGGGCAUUCCUGUUCCCAUAUCCUUGGAAGUAUCUCUGACCCCUCCCAAGGAAUAUUCCUGAACCUUUGUUCCAAGGCAUGUCCUUGUUACACCCUCCUGAUAUCUAUUACACGGUCUCAAAGUCUUUCCCAUACCCUGUCCCCAGGUGAAUUCCUGUUAUCCCCUCGCCCUGCUGGGAAGUAUCCCUGUCACCCCGUGUCCGGGAGGUGUUUCUCCACAUUUGCUGCCUGACCCACUGAACUGUCCCCCCACUUCCAGAUUUAUCUCAGAUUUCCAGCAUCUGCAGCACUUUGCUUCAGAAUGCCUCACACUUUAAUUUUCAUUCAGUAAUCCUGAUGUGGAUGUUUAAUGCCCUCCUUUUGCACGGAUUGUCACCUGUAUGAUAAUCCUCUCCUCUAAGCUGUUGUGUAUUUCCAGCAUUUGAUGAUUUCAUUUCUGAUUUCCAACACUUGCAACAUUGCGUUUUUGUAGUUUCAAUAUUGUGAUCCUGACGUCCGGAUAAAGUGUUGGAAUGUUGGUCAUUCCCCAUUGAUCUGUGGGAAAUGUUGUCACUGGGUGCAGUGGGGGUGUGUUCACUCUGAAACACAAUUGGAUGGAGCUGUAAUCUCUCAGGAAUGGCCACCCCCACUGUCUUGACGAAGGGUCCUGACAUGAAACGUUGAUCGCCUGCGUUUCUCCACGGAUGCUGCCUGGCCUGCUGAGUUCCUCCAGCAUCAUCUUGUUUUUCAUCAACAUUUCAGCAUCUGCAGUCCUUGUUUCUCUGUCACUGCCUUUCAUGUAGGACAGGGUCACUGGAGGGUGACGCCAUUACCUGAAACCCCAGAGUCAGACCAUUUAUAUCCUACCCGUUCUUGGCCACCUGUUUUCUGGUGGACUCCCGACCCCUGGCCGGUGCAAACUACAGCAGUUGGGCAGUUGGGCAACGCUUACAUUCAGUGUCGGCUACCACACUAGACCAGCGUGAUCGAAGCUGAGGAACAGUAGGGUACCCUGGUGUUUUAAUCGUGCCCAGAAUUGUUCAGGAGAAGGAGUGACUGAGGGAGACACCCAGUUUAUUGCUCAUCACAAUUAUUAUCAAAACAAGCUUUAGUUGGAACUGGACAUGUUGGAUGGAGCCCAGCUCAGAGUAGUUGGGCUGAAUGUCAUGUCCAGUCAGGAUGUGUGUGGAUAUACCAGCCCUACGGUAGUUCUAUGCCCCACUGCUGUGUGGAUUCUUUUAUUCAUUUCCAGCAUUUCCACCAACAUUUAUUGCCUUGGACUUUUGGCUCCUCCGUUCAGAUUGCAGAAGACCAAAAGAUUCCUUCCGAACGGGAAGCCAGAUUGGUUUUACUGACAACCAAGAAUGUUCAUGAUCACCCACACUGAUCCUGCCUGUAAUCCCAAUACAUUCACUUCACUGAAUUUAAAUUCCUCAGCCCUACUGUGAUUUGAAUACAUCCUCCUGGAUUAUUUUGUCCGAGUUUCGAUCCAGUAUCCAAACUUGGAGGUCACUGUACACACCAUUUUUCAUCACAGCCCAAUUUAAUGUUUUUUUUCUGUUAGACUUUGAGCACGGGACUCCUUUUGUGGCGCUAGACGGAGUAGGUCGUAUCUUGGCUCUGCUCCUUUCACCUUUUGAUUUCUUGUACACCACCCUUUAAUAAGACUUUUAUAACACUUUUACAAGACAGAAUUUGAUUUUUAGUUGCUGGAAAUGACCACCAGAGCUAAAGCUGCAGCUGAUGGCAAGGGUAAUGGAGACCCUCAACUUACUUUGGAAGCUAUUUCUAAACUGGAUUAAAAGCCUGACCAGAGAUUUGCUACUUUGGAAACGUUGUUAAAGGACAUUGAAGACAGACAAAAUAUACUCACACAGGAGAAUGCUCGACAACAGCAAUUAAUUGCUCAACUGGAUGAAGCUGGCAAAGAGAGGGAUUGCAGACUGAGCUUACUGGAAAAAGAUUUGACCGCGACCAUCCAGAGGCUGGAACAGCAAAGGGAGAGGAUUACUGAUUUAGAAAAGCACAGUCAGAGAAAUAAUUUGAGUGUCAUUGGUUUUCCCGAAGAUGCUGAAACUGGUAAUCCUACUGAAUUCUUUUCUAGAGUUCUGAUGGAUGUGUUUGGCCCUGAAGAUUUUCUGUAUGUCCCAUACCUGAUGGUGCCCAUCGAGUGUUAAGACCAAAAUCCCCGGCAGAGCAAAAACCACGGCCAGUAAUAUUGAGGUUUCACUAUGUGAGUACCAAAGAGCAUUUGAUUUGAAUUGCUCGUCGUCAAGGAAUGAUCCAAUAUAAAGAUUGGAAGUUUCGUCUGGUUGAAGAUUACAGCCCAGAAGUUAUGAGAGAGAGACUGCGUUAAAAACCGAUUAUGUUGCAUCUCUAUCAAGAGAACUAUCAACCUGCAUUAGUGUUUCCUGCACGCUUGAGGAUUGUACUCCCAGGGAAAUCACACCGAUGGUUUAAUUGCCUCAAGGAAGCCGAAGAAUUCCUUCAACAGUAACUCUUGUCUUCAGAUUGUUAAGAACCGUGCUAUUCUUUGAUUUUUAUAUCUAUUUGGUUUGUUAGGUAAUAAUUAAUUUACAGACGUGAGCUUUUUAAGUUCAGAGAUAUUUUUCUUGCCUUCUGUUAAUACUUCAGUGCUUGGUUCUGGAACGUGGAUACUUAUUAUAUCUCUACUUAACAUUUCUAUUUUUCUUUUUAUUAUUUUACUUUAAUAUUUUUAAUGGCUUGGUUUGGUAAUAAUUAAGAAUCUGAUUGAGUGACUGAUCCUUUUUUUCCCUUUUGAAAUAAUAGUAACAUUGUAUUCUUUAAAUGUCGACUGUCAGUAUUUUCCUUUCUGUAGAACUCUGUUAGCAGUCUGGUUACUUUUCAAAAUUUGUGAUUUGGAUACUUGUUAUCUUUGUUUUGGCUAAUGGUGGUGUUUGGCAUUCCUUUUAAUUUGGAGAUCUGCCACCAAAAGAGGUGGGGUUAAGUUACAUAGUAGGUAUCAUUCUGGCUGUGUAUUGGCCAGUUUUGGGGCUUUAAUGAAUGGGGGGUGGGGCUGCUUUUAGGUUAGUUGUUUUUUUUCCCCUCUGGACUGAUAAACUACAAAUAUGUCUGAACUAUCGUCAUAUCUGGCUCCUUUGAACUUUUUUCCCUGUUUAGGAGUCUCCACUGCAAUAAGUUAACCCAUUGCAUACCAUACAAUUUUAGUCUGUUAAAAUGGAUAAGAUGAUGAAUUUUGUUCCAUGGAAUACAAUCGGUUUAAAUAAUCCAAUUCAGCGCAAGAAGAUCUUUAAAGUUUUUCAUAGAUUAUUUUCACACAGGAGACUCAUAUUAGGAGAGAGGAUAGUCAGCGCUUUUUUAGACUUUGGAGGGGUCAACUGUUUCAUUCUAAUUCACAAGCAAAGGUGAAAGGAGUCUCUAUUUUUAUAGACUCCUCGAUUUCAUUUGUUCAUCAUGAAACAAAUUCAAACCCGAAUGGUAGAUUUUUAUUAAUUACUAGCUUACUUCACAAUAAAAAAAUGGUUAUGGUUAAUGUCUAUGCACCUAAUGCUGAUCAUCCCAAGUUUUUUAAACAUUUAUUUGCAUCUUUUCCUAAUUUAAACGAAUAUACGUUGAUUAUGGGUGGAGAUUUCAAUUGCUGCUUAAACCCUUUGAUGGAUAGAUCUGUGUCGAAUCACAUACUUCCAAAUAAAUCCUCUGUCUUUAUUAAUUCCUUUCAAUUGAUUCCUGAGUUUUAGAAGUUUGGAGAUUUUUACACCCAUAUGAUAAAGAGUUUUCAUGCUUUUCUCAUGUUUAUCACAACUACUCCAGGAUUGAUGACUUUUUUAUUGACUCGCGAUUAGCUCCAUCUGUUACUAACUGUAACUAUGAUGCAAUCACCAUUUCUGAUAAUGUGCCGUUGAAACUGACAAUUAAAUUGGCAGACAUACCCUCUGGUAUCAGACAAGGGUGACUCAAUUCUUCUCUAUUGCAGGAUUUAGACUUUCUUCUGUUUAUUAAAGAACAGAUUUCCAUUUUCUUUUCACCUAAUUCUACAGAAGAAAUAUCCAGUGGGAUAUUAUGGGAUACCUCUAAAGCUUAUAUUCGGGGUCAAAUUAUUUCAUACUCUGCUGGAUUGAAACAACGAACUAAUAAUGAACUGUAUAUAUUGGCUGAUAAGAUCAAAGAAAUCGAUUGAAAAAAAUACUCUGAUGUUCCUAAUUUGGAGCUCCACAAAAAGAGAACUGAACUUCAAUUACAACACAAUUUAUUAUUAAGAUCUCCAAUUGAAAAUCAAUUACUCAAAACCAGGAGUCAGUCUUAUAUACAUGGUGAUAAAUCUGGUGAAUUGUUGUCCAACCGACUGAAAGCUGCUUUAAGUAAAUGUCGGAUUUUUAAAGUCCGUAAACGAGAUGGUAACUACACAGUGGAACAUGAUCAAAUUAAUAUUUUCAAGAAUUUUACUCUUCUUUAUAUCAAUCAUAAUUUCCUGAGGAUCCUACAUCAAUGCAUGAAUUUUUAAGGAAUUUGAAGACUCCGAAAUUAUCACUUAAUGAACGUACAAUCUUAGAUGCUCCCAUUUUGGAAGAAGAAAUAAAGAAUGCAAUUUCUUCAAUGAAUUCGGGUAAAACACCCGGUCCCGAUGGGCAGACAGUUGAAUUUUUUAAAUCCUUUUCUGAUCUUCUCUCUCCCUGGUUAGGUAAAAUUUUUAAAGCUGCCCUAUCAGUAGGUAAAUUAACACAAUCUUUUUAUGAAGCAAAUAUCUCUUUAAUUCUGAAAAAGGGUAAAGAUCCCAAUGAAUGUGCAUCUCACAGGCCUAUUACUUUAUUGAAUUGGAUUCCAAUUUUUUUUCCAAAAUAUUGGCUUCUAGACUGGAAAAGGUACUUCCACAAAUUAUUUCUGAUGACCAGACAGGAUUUAUUAAGAAUUGUUAUUUGCAUUUUAAUAUUAGGAGGUUAAUGCACACUGUAUAUACCCCUUCAUCUAUAAUCUCAGAAUGUGUUAUCUCACUAGAUGCCGAGAAGGCAUUUGAUACAGUUGAAUGGGAAUAUUUAUUCAACAUGCUUGAGAAAUUUAAUUUUAACCCAAAUUUUAUAUCCGCAAUUAAAUUGAUUUAUCAUACAUCUAUGGCUUCAAUACUUACUAAUAAUCAGAGAUCCCCCUUUUUAGGUGUUUUCGAAGCACUAGGCAGGGUUACCCUUAGAGUCCUUUAUUAUUUGACAUUGGCUUGAAACCCUUGUCAAUUUCCCUUCGUGAAUCUUCUAACAUAUUUGGUAUUACUCGUGGAGAGGGGAUCCAUAAGAUAUUACUAUCUGCAGAUGACCAGUUACUCUAUAUCUCUAACCUGGAGAAAUCUUUUCCUGCAGCAUCAUUGCUUGUUCAGUUCAGUGUUUUCUCUGUUUAUAGAUUAAAUCUUGAUAAGAAUGAACUUUUCCCAUUAAAUAUGCCAGUUCCAAUUUAUAGGCAAUUACCAUUUAGAUUAGUGACUGACUAUUUUACGUAUCUGGGUGUUAAAGUUACCAGGAAGCACAAGGACUUAUUCAAAGUUAACUUGUUACCUUCAAUUGAUCAUAUUAAAUGAUUGUUUACUAAAUGCUCCCCAGUGUCUCUAUCAUUGAUUGGUCGAAUUAACGAGGUUAAGAUGAAUAUUUUACCAAAAUUUUUGUAUUUAUUUCAGGCGGUUCCAACUUUCAUCUUGAAAUCCUUUUUUGAUUCUAUUGAUUCUAAAAUUCUUUCAUAUAUAUGGCAGAAUAAAAAUCCAAGGUUAAGUAAGAAAUAUUUACAAAAAUUAAAAAAGGAUGGUGGCAUGGCUUUGCCUAACUUUAGAUUUUACUAUUGGGAAAUUAAUAUUAGAUAUUUAAUUUUCUGGACGCAAGAUUUUGAUGUAAUUCAAUGUCCUCAAUGGGUGUAUCUUGAGUGUGAAUCAGUGCAAGGAUUUUCAUUAGCUGCUAUUUUAGGAGCCUCACUCCCUUUUCCAUUUACUAAAUUGAGUAAACAAAUGACUAACCCAAUACUUAAACAUACAAUACGAAUAUGGUUUCAAUUUUGUAAAUUUUUUGGAUUGAAUAAAUUCAUUUUAUCAAGUCCUAUUCAAUCUAAUUUUUUCCCUUCAACCAUCUGGAACUGAUUUCGCUUCUUCUUUAUGGAAAAUGAAGGGAAUAACAUGUUUUCGUGAUUUAUUCACUGAUAACUGUUUCAUGUCUUUUGAACAGUUGUCUAAUAAAUGCAAUUUGCCGAGAUCACAUUUUUUUUAUACUUACCGAUUAGAAACUUAAUGGAAGUCACUUUACCUUCUUUUCCGAUACUAUAGAAAACUGAAGUUAUGGGGAAAAUCAUUUAAAUCCUUAUCAGAAGGGCUUGAUAGCAAUAAUUUAUGAUCUGAUUAUGAAAAUGUCUAGAGACACUUGAUAAAAUUAAGAAUGAAUGAGAAAUAGAACUCCAGAUACUCUUACCUACAGAGACAUGGAAGAAAAUUCUCCAAUUAGUUAAUACAUCUUCAAUGUGUGCCAGACACUCUUUGAUACAGUUUAAGGUGGUACUGUUGAUCGCUCAAAUUUGAGGAAGUUUGGAAUCCAUUUAUUCAAUAUUUCCAUAUGAUAUUAACAGAACUUUUUCGAAUCCCAUUCAAUAAACUUUGAAUAUAGAGCACAGGAGCUGAUGACAUAAGAAUGUGUUUUUCUUUUAAUUGAAGAAAUAUCAGUCCAGUUUUUUUUAUCUUUGAAGUUUUUGGUUUGCUUUUGUUUAUUAUUAUAUUUUUGUUUAAUAUUCUAUUUUACUUUUGAUCUUGGGGUUUUCUCUUCAUUUAAUUAAAUUUCUAUUCAAUUAUUUUUCCCAUCAUGUACACUUAACAAGAUUGCGAGAGGUCCAGAUUAUAUAUUUCACUCCUUGUGAGUGUAAAUAUGAAAUGUCAUUACCGUUACCCCGAUCUUGUUGUAUCAUGUGUAUAAUCAUUAAUGUUAUGUACAUCAAUUUGAAUUAAUUUGAAAUUCAAUAAAAAGAUUGAAAAAGAAAGAAAGAAAGACUUUGAUGUACUUUUGAAUUAAGA